GCAUCUCCAGUGAUUACAAUGUCAGCGCUCGACCGGAAGACGUUGAACGCCCCAUGGUGAGCGGGCUUGUGGUUUUUUUUUUUUGAUCCUCGAACUUCAGUCGGCGGGAGCGAAGUGGCUCGAAAGGAAGACCGCCAAAAGACGCCCACGAGCCGGACGGAGCACCGGGCAUGCCCCGGGCCUUGUGAACAGCCUGUUGGGACACCAAGAUGACGGUGGAUUUUGAAGAGUGUGUCAAAGAUUCGCCCCGCUUCAGGGCAAAUAUUGAGGAAGUGGAGACAGAGGUGGUGGAGAUUGAGGCAAAACUGGACAAGUUGGUGAAGCUCUGCGGCGGCAUGAUCGACGCCGGCAAGGCCUACGUCAGCGCCAACAAACUUUUCAUCGGCGGCAUCCGGGAUCUGUCGCAGCAGUGCGAGAAAGACGAAAUGAUCUCGGAGUUCCUGGAAAAGUGUGGCCAAAGUCUUCAGGAAAUCAUCAACUUCCACAUAUCAACAAGAUUUGAGAGUUUGCAAACUCCAAUCACAUUUAACUCAGGUGUGGCCGAUUCCUUUAGGGACGUGCGCAAGUUCAAGGAGACCAGGAAACACUUUGAGCGUGUGCGUGAGGACGUGGAGAUCGCGCAGGUGAAGAAUGCGCAGGCGCCCAGGACCAAAGCUCACGAGGUGGAGGAAGCCACUUGCGCCCUCAGCGUCGCCCGAAAGUGCUUCCGUCACCUGGCCUUGGACUACGUUCUGCAGAUCAAUGUCUUCCAGGCCAAGAAGAAAUUUGAGAUCCUGGAUGCGAUGCUGUCCUUCAUGCGCGCCCAGUACUCCUUGUUCCAACAGGGCUACAGGCGCCUGGAAGAGGCGGACCCCUACAUGAAGAAAUUGGCAGCCGAGGUGAGCGAAGCAUCCUCUCCCCCCCCCCCCAUCAGGAGCUGCAUGCUGCAGGCCGAGUCCGAGAAGCUGAGACGAGCUUGGAUUCAGGCGGUCCAAGCCAGCAUUGCCUCGGCCUACAGGGAAAGUCCCGACAGCCUUCGCAGCGAGCAUCUGGACAGAGCGGCCUCGCCAUCCACCAGCAGCGUCGACUCGGCCGGCGAGUCGCGAGAGCGCAGCGGCCGUGGCGAUGGCAUCCUGCAGAGGAUCCUGUGCCUACCCGGCAACCAGCAGUGCUGCGACUGUGGUCAGGCCGACCCUCGUUGGGCGUCCAUCAAUUUGGGGAUCCUGCUGUGCAUCGAGUGCUCCGGCAUCCACAGAAGUCUCGGCGUUCACUGCUCCAAAGUGCGAUCGCUCACGCUGGAUUCGUGGGAACCCGAGUUAUUGAAGCUGAUGUGCGAGUUGGGCAAUGGUGUCGUCAAACACAUCUACGAGGGCUCCUAUCACGAAGGGCAAGGUGUAAGGAAAGCCACGGCGUCCAGUUGCAGGCAGGAGAAGGAGGCCUGGAUUAAGGCCAAAUAUGUGGAGAAAAAGUUUGUGAAGAAGCUGAUCGCCGAGCCCCGUCUCCUCAACGGCGACAUGAAGUCGACCCGGCGCCGGCGCGUCCAGAAGUGUCGCAGGCACAACAGCGCUACCGCGGUACCAAAGACGCGGCCGUGGUACAGAGAGGAGCUCCGGAGCGCCUCGCCAGCCAGCCCCUCUUCAGCUGCUGCCAAGUCGAGACGAGAGUCGUUGUUUUGUCCCGCUGAGCUGGAUUCCCUUUUCUCCUACUUCCACGCAGGAUCCGGACCUCGAAGCCUCAGCAGUGACAGCGGUUUAGGCAGCACCGACGGAAGCACCGACUUUCUGAUGAUGGGGCCAAUGGUGGACAGCGUGACGGAAGAAGAAUGUGAGGCAUCCGAAGCCUCGAGCGGCGAGGCCGAUCAUGACACGUCGGACCCGGGGGACAGCGGGCACCUCCACCCCGGGGCGCUCCUGUACAGAGCAGCCAGAGCUCGCAACAUCACCGUCAUGGCCUAAGCGCUGGCGCACGGCGCCGACGUCAACAUGGUUAAUCAGGAGGACCAAGAGAAGACGCCCCUCAUCCAGGCUGUGAUUGGGGGUUCCUUGCUGGCCUGCGAGUUCCUGCUCCAAAACGCCGCUGAUGUCAAUCAAAGAGAUGCGAGAGGGCGGGGCCCCCUGCAUCACGCCACCUAUCUGGGCCACACAGGGCAGGUGUGUUUAUUCCUAAAACGAGGCGCCGCCCAGAACGACGGCGAUGAGGAUGGCCACGACCCGUUGAGCAUUGCGGUGCAGCAAGCCAAUGCUGACAUCGUCACACUGUUGCGUCUGGCCAGGAUGAACGAGGAGAUGCGCGAGUCGGAAGGAGGCUUCGCCCAAGCAGGAGACGCCACGUACCUGGACAUCUUCCGAGAAUUCUCACACAUGGCGUCCCACAAUCCCGAGAAGCUGAAGAGGAGGAGCGUGCACUUCAGGCACUCCUUCAGGUAGCCAAGCCAGGGGACCACCGAUCUAUCCGGACAAAAAAAAAAAAAAAUCAACCCAUGUUGUUUUUCUCCUAUUCUUGUUUUUAUGACACAUACUUUUUGCUUGGUGCUUUCUUUUGUCCACAAGGAUUUGCAGGUCUUAUCCUCGGAUGGAUCUUUUUUUUUUUU
Hippocampus comes (tiger tail seahorse) is the source of this 2569-nucleotide messenger RNA. Its product is annotated as arf-GAP with coiled-coil, ANK repeat and PH domain-containing protein 3-like. Gene Ontology annotation, molecular function: GTPase activator activity; protein binding. The transcript is spliced from 19 exons. Lineage: Eukaryota; Metazoa; Chordata; Actinopteri; Syngnathiformes; Syngnathidae. Gene Ontology annotation, cellular component: cytoplasm. The record is from RefSeq and is a predicted model, not a curated record.